UUUGGCCAAGAUAUCUUAGCUUAGCUCAGACGAAAACUUUGGUGACGCAGACGCACAAAGCCAGGAAUACAGCAACUCUUUGCUUUAAACAGAGUUCAGCGGUUUUAUUUUAAAAAGAGUGAUUGAUAUUCACGCCCGUGCAUAGCUGGUUUUACAAUACAUAGCGAAUGGGAGUCUGAAUAACGGCAUGUACUUCCUUGUUUUUAACCCGGCAAGUUGACUGAACUGUGUCAACUCUAAAACAACCCCGAAGUAUCGUGCUUGCAAGUUAUUCAAAAUUCAACGAGACAUAACGCCAGAAGCUAUGACGAGUAGAGAUGAAGAGUAUGACUAUCUUUUCAAAGUGGUGCUGAUUGGAGACUCCGGUGUUGGGAAGAGCAACCUGCUGUCCCGCUUCACACGCAAUGAGUUCAAUCUGGAAAGCAAGAGCACCAUUGGUGUUGAGUUCGCCACUCGCAGCAUCCAUGUGGAGGGCAAGACCAUCAAAGCCCAGAUUUGGGACACAGCAGGCCAGGAGCGGUACCGUGCCAUCACCUCAGCGUACUAUCGCGGUGCUGUGGGUGCUCUCCUGGUUUACGACAUUGCAAAGCAUUUGACAUAUGAGAAUGCUGAACGCUGGCUGAAGGAGCUGCAGGACCAUGCUGACAGCAACAUCGUCAUCAUGCUGGUUGGCAACAAAAGUGACCUGCGCCAUCUAAGGGCUGUGCCUACAGACGAAGCCAAGGCAUUCGCAGAGAAGCAUGGGCUUUCGUUCCUCGAGACCUCUGCUUUGGACUCCUCUAAUGUAGAGCUGGCCUUCCAGACUAUUCUCACAGCAAUCUACCGCAUUGUUUCACAAAGGCAAAUCUCAGGGCGUGGCGAUGCUGAUUUCUCCCCCAACUCCAACGUAGUGCCCAUCACGGUGCAGCCGACCCAGAGCUCUGCCAAGCAGAAUGCCUGCUGCCAGAACAACUGACCCACCACCACCAGCACCAUGGGAUUAUGGGUAAAACCGACACCAGGCUGGCCAUGGGGAUGGGCCACCAGACGAGCUUCAUACACGACCAGCCUUGCUUAGUUUGUGAUGGCACUCACUAUGCAGCCUAUCACUAUCAAAUGCAAUAAACGGUUAUACCCUAAAUCAGCAAGUUUUAAGCUUUAUAUAGGGGAAAGAAAAAGGAAGAAGGAUUUUCCUUUUUUUUUUUUUUAAAUGGACUGAGAUCUUGUUUUUCCAUAUUUUCACACUAAUUAGCAUUGGCACUGGGAGAUCAUUUUGUUUUUAUGCACUUUUAUCCAAAAAAGAAAAGACAAACUAGUUACAUACAAAAUCCUGUAAGAACUUUUGACUAUCACUAAAUAGAGCUUAGAAUGUGCAACAGUACUUGGUAAACCUAUGCAUUAAACAGUUUGAGAUGAAAGGGAAUUCUAUGCUUAUUAGCCACUACACAUUGGGUCUAGCUUUUGUUAAAACACUGUUGGAAGAAGCUUGUUCUUUUCUCAGUAUGUCUUUGAGAAACAACAUGAUAUCAGGUUCAUCAUUUUGUAUCUGUUGAUAAAACUUCUAUACUUUUAAUUUGUUGGCUGACUCAAGAAGUGACGUAAGCCCUCUAAUUUAUUUAAUACAUUGAAAUAUUUUUAAAUUGCAUUGCUGAGAUUAUAACCUGAGAGCCUGUGGGGUUUUUUUUUUUUUUUUAAUACUUUGAAAAAGUUUCAUGUGGUGGUGUUUUCCUGUUCAUAUGAGAUCUGUCUUUUAUUUAAGGGUUUAUUAGUUGUAUUCUCUCCAGGGUGAGUCCCAGUGAGAGCGAAUCCAUUCACUUUCUUUAUGUGGCAUUAUGUAUAUGGGUCAGCAACUUACUUAUAAGGACCUUGUAAAGUGUUCUUGUCUGUUUCUUUAUGUACUGCAGAAAUCAAUAUUUGUUUAUUUUCCUGCAUUUUGCUCAAUGCGUGUUGUGCUUCUCUGGGUGGCUGGUCAGACUGAAAACAUGCACAUUUGGCUUUUUGACCACUUUUGUUGAGGACAUGUGCUCAUUUGAAUGGAUGGGUCUGGCAUUAGUGGCUUUUCUGGGUGUUGUCCUUUCGGUAAUAGUCAUUUAACCUUUUUUUUCUGUGGCUGGAAAAGUCAAGGCAGGGACUAAGAGAGGCAGGAAGCAGCCCAUCUCAGACGGGGAGGCUCAUCCUCUAGGUGGGCGUAUUAUGUUGCAGCACCGUGCAGCCGCCGCACUUGGAGCUGCUCGCUGAGGAGUUUUUGAUGUACUGGAAGGGGCUUGUCUUACUGUAAAAGAAAUCCUCAUUGCCCACCCCUAUUAUCUGCCAUAUGUAACCUGAAGAGACUCAUACCCUUGGGGAUCUCUGUUAAUUGUCAUAUCUCUCUUUCACUUUUUCUUUUUCUCUCUCGACCUUUUUUCCUGUCGUGGUUGUGUCCAUAGCUAGGUUGUCUGGCAAGACAUGGAAGAUUGAACUUGGAGUUUAGAAAAACAAAAGGGACAUGUGAUGACUUUUUGCUCCUGCUGUAUAAUUCUUCUUAAUACAAGGAUGCAAAAGUCUUCCCUUAAAUAUCUUAUCUACAUGCGAGGAGUAGGUGUCCUGAAUAUGGGUUCUUUAUUUGUGAUUUUUAAUAAUUGCUACUUUGAAGGACCAUCUAUUUAUUCCUGUUCUUUCUGUCCAAUGACUAAAGAGAAUUUUUAUAAUCCUGUUUGGUUAAACAAAGACUUGGUGUCUACACAGCUGAUGUAAAUGUGGCUGAGGUUUAACUUCAGUUAAGCUACUGCUGAAUGAAAAAUUGCAGCAUCCAAGUCUGAAUGCAAUCAUACUUUAUUCCUUGCUUUCAAAUUUGUCAGGACUCUGUUGACUUUAACUAGGACACAGUAAUACCUUUCACCUAAUAUUAGUUUCAGUUAAAGGCCCAACAAGUUACUAUAGAACAAUAUAACUUCACUGCGCUAAGAAUAGAAUGUUACAUGCUGAUGUGAAACCAAGGUUUGCUGUGCUCUUCAAGAUAACAAGAAACCAUUGUCUCCUGUGGUUUUCAGUACAAAAAAAGCACCUUAAAGCUUGAUUUGUUGUAGCUAGACAUUUGCCUGACUAUGACCUGCAACCUACAACUAAAAGGAAAAUUGACUUGUCUUUCCUUUUAAAUUAGUGGCAAUCAGACGGGGUGGUGUAGAAGAGAGAGUUUGUCGUGCUUAUGUCUAUAUUUUUGGAUAUAUUUUAAAGUAAAUAAAGGCUAAUUGAUUUUA
Molecule: messenger RNA, 3215 nt
Organism: Electrophorus electricus (electric eel)
Lineage: Eukaryota; Metazoa; Chordata; Actinopteri; Gymnotiformes; Gymnotidae
Gene: rab11al
Product: RAB11a, member RAS oncogene family, like
Molecular function (GO): GTPase activity; GTP binding
Source: RefSeq, a predicted model, not a curated record